UUCUUGUUUCUCUUGGAUGCAGCAGCUGAGCAGUGAAGGAUGCUGAUGCUUUUGUGGCUGAAAAUCCACCUGCCUUAUAUAGUCCAGGACUUACAAUGACCGGAAACACCAAAGGAGCAGGAAGGGCAGGUUCCUUUUGCAAUCCUGCAUCACAUCAGAAUGAGGCUUUUCCACCCGGGUCAUUAUCUGUGGUGUAACGUUCACCAUCAUCAAUAGCCUUGAGGGGGAGGAAGGAGAAAGAAGGAGGAAAAGCCACUUUUGUGUAAAGUGAAAGGCAGUGAUGUCACCUGUAAGUAUGCUGCUGUGUGACAGAGUGGGGAAUUCUCAGUAACUCCUCCUUUACACAAACAGAUCAUAUUUAAGGCAAACCUUCGUCCCUCCUUCAGCACAACUCAGCUUUCCAUCAGUCUGAACAACUUCAACAGAAACACCAUGGCAGCCUCAAACGGUUUUCCUGCCAGUUUCUAUGGAGAACCAGGAGUGUUAGGAAUGUUAUCCAAUGGGAUCAGUGCAUUCCUUGUACUUCUACAGAACUUCAGCACAGCUCACACUGGCAUUAAACCAGUUGGAGUGGAGAACAUACUUGCAGGUGUUCAUCUCAUCCUGAUUGGUGGUUUGUGCCAGCUGGUGGCUGGACUGCUCUCCUUUAGAAAGUACGAUCACCUGAGUGGCACUGCCUUCAUCGGCUACGCUGCCCUUUGGGGUAGCUAUGGGGCGACCAGAAUCUACUAUGGUGCUUUAUUUAACAAUCAGACUAUACCAUCAGUGUCAGAGCACAUGUUCAAUGGUUCAACCACCAACAUGAUGGUCAACACUUCUCUUCAAAACUCAACACAGUGCCACUUAUGUGUGUCCAUAGAAGAGUCAGCCAUUGCUGGUCUGAUCCCUUAUAUCCUUCUGUCCUUUAUCCUGGCAUUUUGCUCUGCCACGGUCAACUACAUCAUGCCUUUUGUUUUUGGAGCCAUCACGGCCACUUUGAUCUUUGAAGCAGCAGCUCUGGUGACAGGCCCUUGGGCUCUGGUGGUCUCUGGGGUUCUGGAGCUGCUCAUUUUGAUCUUUGCCAUCUAUGGUUCAGCUGCUCUACUCAUCAAAGGGCUGACUCAACGUCUGGUUCUUAAAGGCUUUGGGACCCCCCUCUUUAAUGUUCUCCUGCUAGGAACCACCAACUCAACAGGUGCUCAGAAACCUGGUCAAGAGAAGAAGAAGAACACAAAAUAUGCAGAGCCCAUGGCCUUGGGAUUCUUCUGUGACUCUAUUGCUCCCUUCAUCGUUGCCUUCUACAGCUUUGGGUACAUGAAAUCGUUUGGUUUAGGAGUUGCAUGGGUAUCAAUCAUCUCAGUCGCCCAGCUGUUCUCCAGCUACUACGCUCAUUUGCGCCAGGAUAGCUACCACACUACAAAAUUUGGGAUUCAUGCCAUGUAUUGGCUGAUCAAGGCUUGGGAUGAGUUUGUGGCAUCUGCCCUGAUUGUGGAGCACAGUCAAGUUGUUGCUGGUAGGGAAGCCAUGGUGGGAGACUGGUUCUUUGUGGUGGCCGGCUUGGUGCUCUGUGUGGGAAGCCUGAACAUGGACACUCUGGAGCUGAUCCACAACUUGCUCUUUGUUCUGCUCACAGUCUCAACAAUCCCCCAGAUCCCCCUGCAGGGUUACUACAUCUUCUUUGGUGUAGCCUGCUCUCUCUUCACUGCAGUCUCAGUCUACGGUACCUUCUCACGCCUCAUAAACACCAUCGCAGAGAAGUCUCUAAUCCCUGUGGGACCACAGCCGGUCUCCUCCGAGCAGCUGAAGAGAGCUCUGAUGUGUAGAAGGUCUCAACAGGGAGAACAAAAAGAGCUGCCCAACAGUGACCAGGCCUCAGAUGCUCUGUUUUAUCUCACCAACGGGGUUGCAGCACUUUCAGCUCUUCAUUCAGAAGUGUCAAGUGGGAACCCUUCAUUCCUUCAUCUGACUGUCCCCUGGGUCCUCAUCUCUGGAGGCAUCAUUCAGACCUAUGUCAGCAGGCUACAAGUCACCGGAGAGGGCCGGUUUGGAUCAGUCAUCUCAUCCAUCUACGUGGUUGUAUGGGCAACUUGGACGUGGUUUCGAUUUGCAGGUUUUCAGCUUCAGCUCCCCGUCCAGGCAGCCUAUGGAUUCACAGCUGGAGGCGUUGCUUUACUGGUCAUUAAUGCCUUCCUCAUGCUGAUUGCUGCUUAUAGGAACGUGGUUCUGUUGUUUCUAACAACAAUCAUGGAGGUUGUUCUUGUCUGCUUCCUUCUCUCCACCCUGCACAGACUUCCAUACCAACUUGAAAAACAAAUAAAGUCUAACAUCCAGAAACGAUGUAUUGCAGUUGCCAUGCUUGCAUUGGUAUCCAUCAUUUGCUUUUAUGGCACCUUGGCUUCACUGAUGAACUGCAUCUUCUCACAAAGAGUGAUCCCAAUGGGUCCUCCCAUAAUAAAGGAAAAAGUGAAACAGGAAGCUUGUGACGAGCCGUCCUGUCCGGUGGCUAGCUCGCGUCUCACCAGCGGUCUGUUGAAGAUAGCUCGACUUCUCGAGGACGGGGGUGUGUGUGGUAUUCCCACAGAUACUGUGUACGCUCUGGCUGCUUCCUGCAAGAAUCCUCAGGCGAUAGAAAAAAUCUACAACAUUAAAGACAGACCUGCAGAGAAGCCUAUAUGCAUUUGCAUCUCCAGUGUGGAACAGCUGGUUGCAGCCAGGCCUCCUUUCAGCCCUCUGCUGUGGGAGUUCAUGAGGAAUGUGUAUCCUGGAGGCAUCAGCUGCAUUGUCAGCAAAGGAGACUGGCUUUACAGACUAGGAGUUGGACCUGCUUAUGACCGUGUUGGUACCAGAGACAGCAUCAUGAUCCGUGUCCCAGACCACACCGUGACCUGCCACCUAUGUGACAUCACUGGACCCCUGGCCAUAACAUCAGCCAAUCCCAGUGGAGAAUCAGACAGCACCCACCACAGCAUGGUCAUUAAUCGACUGGGACACAAGAUCCAAGGAGUACUUUGUGAUGGUGACUCGAAUGAAGUAGUUGCUUCAACUGUGGUCAACUGCCUGAGGAUUGAUGAAGGAGUCAUCACCAUUGUGAGAGAAGGCUGUGUCCCUGCUAUCAAAGUCCAACAGAUCUUUGACAGACUGAAGAACUCCAUGAUUUGA
This is a messenger RNA of Nothobranchius furzeri (turquoise killifish), 3138 nucleotides long. RefSeq names its product threonylcarbamoyl-AMP synthase-like. Gene Ontology annotation, molecular function: double-stranded RNA binding; tRNA binding; nucleotidyltransferase activity. Lineage: Eukaryota; Metazoa; Chordata; Actinopteri; Cyprinodontiformes; Nothobranchiidae. The record is from RefSeq and is a predicted model, not a curated record. Gene Ontology annotation, cellular component: cytoplasm. Gene Ontology annotation, biological process: regulation of translational fidelity.